CCACUUGGAGCAAGUGACUAUUUGGAAUUAUCCAAGAACUUUGAUACGGUAAUCAUUCGAAACAUUCCACAGUUUUCACUGGCAAAGAGGACGCAAGCACGAAGAUUCAUCACUCUCAUCGAUAACUUCUAUGACUCCAAGGUGCGUAUAAUCUGCUGUGCCGCGGCGCCUAUCGAAAGCUUGUUUCUGCAUCAGCAUCACGACAGUGAGUCGGACCAAAGCAGAAUACUGAUGGACGACUUGGGGCUGAGUCAGGACUCCGCGGGGCUCUCCAUGUUUACUGGGGAGGAGGAAAUCUUCGCUUUUCAGCGCACCAUUUCCCGGCUCACAGAGAUGCAGACUGAACAGUACUGGAUUGAAGGGGACAGAAGCAGGAAGUAACUGUCACUUUCACAAGAAUAAAAAAAGGUGACCGGUUAAGGUUGCAGACAGUGAGCUGUCACUGCGUCACUGUGAGAGGUGACGGGCUCACUUCCUCAGCAGCUGUGCACUUUGCCCUGACUGCUGCGUCUGAGGCAGUGGACGGGCACACUGAAGAAGUCUCUCCUUUGUAGGUCCGCAUUUAUUUGGACCUAUUUUUGCAUCAUAAGGUGGAGUCAUCACUUGAAGAUUACUGCAGAGCCUGACGUGUUGGCACCUGGCUGAGUCACUAUGGUUCAAACAGGCGGAGAACGCAGGAUAUCUGUGCAUCCCCAGGCUUCGGUUGCACGGUAGUCACACCUCAGAAAUACAUUUGCUAUAAGAAGCAGGAAGAAUCUUACUUUUCAGGUUAAAACAAAGAAAGCUUUCUGAACAUACACUGAAAGGAAAAGCAUUUUACAUUGGCCUCUGUAUUUCUGUUUGUUGGUUGGUUAUGAAUGGCUUUGAGGUUUCCACUGAGCUAGAGAGAACCUGUGUCUAACCCGUUGGUCUAGGUUGGCAGGCAAUACCUGAUCCCUGAUGGGUUACAAAACCAUCAUGUAAGGAGCAAGUGGAAAAUUUCAGCUAAUAGGCAGGUCUCCCCUCUGACAGACAGCCAAGGUGGGGCAGGUACCAGGAUCAUGACUGACCAAGGCUGGAGGAGCCACACCCACACCCACAGCAGCGUGGACCACCCCCAUCACCUGAGGUUCCCACUCUGUUGACCAGCAUCUGCUUGCACAACAGUGUCUACUCUCUGUCCUUGAUCCUGAGUCGCAGAGUUGGGCCUCAUAGGAAACUGGAAAGGACACUUGACAAAUCUUCUGUAAAUAAAAGCUGAA
Molecule: messenger RNA, 1241 nt
Organism: Arvicanthis niloticus (Nile rat)
Lineage: Eukaryota; Metazoa; Chordata; Mammalia; Rodentia; Muridae
Source: RefSeq, a predicted model, not a curated record